Messenger RNA from Stylonychia lemnae, 2181 nucleotides. The record is from the annotation of a GenBank genome assembly. NCBI's taxonomy places the organism in Eukaryota, Ciliophora, Spirotrichea, Sporadotrichida, Oxytrichidae.
AUGCUAUUAGAGCAAAGCAAUUUUACUUAGACUUAAGGAAAUUAGAAAAAGCCAACAUUCAAAUUAGACCCUUUCGAUAUUUAUUCAAAUAAUGAAUUUGAUCCAACUCAGCUUGGGAAUGGAACUCCAUAGAGCAAUGGAAAUAACUUACAGACUCUAUUAUCGACUCUCUAAGGAUUUACAGUUGAAAACUUUAGAGAAAUGAAUAGAAUACAAACUCAACUUAGAUGCUGCUACACAAAUGAAGUAAAAUCAGCAAAGGAAUUGAAGAUAUCUAUGAAAGGCGAGAAUCCUAGUUUUUAUCCUACAAUACAGUAUUCUCUUUCAAAAUAUGACUAUGAAGAUGAGAGACUAGACUUGAGGACUAAAAAACCAUUAAAUAUGGGCUAGGGUCUUGGAUAAAAUCCAAAUCCCUUAUAAACAGUAGAUGAUGGAGCUGAAACUCUAUAUAACACAGAUUUAGAUAGAUGGCUUAUAAAUAAUCAAAAUGUCUUAGAAAAGUAUAAAAUUCACAGGGGUAUUGCAAGAAUAUAUUCUAUAGUACUAUAUAGAGAAUUAGAGCUUGAUGAUCUUAAGGUUAAAUUUAAGUUAAUGGCUAGCACUGGUUUCCUAAUUAAGAUAGCUGGCCAGAAAUUUCUUUUGUCUUGUCUUAAUGUAAUUUAAAGUCCAGAAUUCAUCAAGCAUCUAGAAUAGAAAGAAGCUAAAAUAAUUUCAUUUGCUACAUUUGGAAAUAAAGACAUUCUACCAUUAAUAUAUAAAUAUUUAAAGGAGAAUAAAACAUUAGUCUCAAAAAACAUAAAGAGCUACCUUCUUGAAAAAUAUUUUAAGGUUAUUACUAGAAUUAAACCCAAUAAGUUAGCAUUAGCUGCAAGGAGAGAAUGGCUUAUUAAUAAUUCAAGAUGCUCAGAAAUUAUAGAUAGUGAGUUUUACUAUCAAAUGAUACCAUCAUUAGAUAUGGCAAUAUUUGAUAUAGAUCAGUAAUUUUUAAAAGACCGUUAGAUAAAAGUAAUUGAUUAUAUGAAACCAGAUUCAAGAUAUUAAACUAUGGUUUCAAUAGGAUUUAGUACACCAAUACCAGAUUAAGACAUUAGGGAAUAUAAAAUAAAGUAUGGAUGUUCUAAAGGAGUGAGUAAAAAUGAAAAUCUUAUGAUAAGUAUGCACAAGACAGCUAGCUUUGGCAAAGUAAAAUCUUAUGGAAGUGUUACAACUGUUGUUAAUAGUGCUGGAGUAGGAAGCUAAGGUAGCCCUUGUUUUAAUGAAAUGGGUAAAUGUUGGGGUUUCAUGAUUGGAUCUCAUAAUGAUGUGCCAGAUAAGUAUAGCAUAGAGGAGGAAUUAGAGCUCAUGAAAAGUAUAGAUUAGAAGCUAAGGGAAGAAGAUUCAGGGGGUAAGAAAAAAGACAAUAAAAAAGAUAGUAAAAAGAGCAAGAAGAAGGAAAAGAAAAAGAAGAAGGAUAAAAAGAGAGAUAAAAAGAACAAAAAGAAGUAGGGCAAGAAAAAACCUGAGUCUGCAAUCACUAAACAGAAUCUUAGUCCUCCUGAUCUGGUAGUUAAUACUUCUCACAGCACUUUAGUAGAAUACUUUGAUGUGAAGAGCAAUCACUGUCUUAUACCAUUGAUACCAUCAAAUAAUUCUCAUAACCGCAAUAUGGUGUUGACAUUCAGUCAUUCAGGAGUUAGAUACAUCAUUGAUAAAAUUCAAAAUUCAUCAGAGGAAAAGUAAAAACUGUUGACAGCAAGAAAUCAGCUAUUUGAAAGAGAUAGCAACAAAAAUUCAGAGAUUUCUAAGAAUUUAAGGAUGUAAGCCAGAUAUAUUGGAUAGCAGGGUUUACAACAAAGUAUUAUGAUCUAUGAUGGACUAAGGUAACAUGAAGAAUCAAAGAACAAUCUAGUAACUGUUAACAGCUCAGAAAGGAAUGGGGCUACUAGUACAAGUACUCUAGCAAGCUCAAGAGAUAGUAGGGAUCAUUCUGAGCUUAAAAAUAGCCAAGAAGAUUCAAAAGCAUCAUCUUUAGUAGGUAGAAAUGGUAAAUAUGAUGAGAAAGAAGAAGAUGGAAUCUUAGAAGCUUACAGUAGAAAGAAAAAUGAAGCUAAGUAAAAAAAUCAAUAUCAGGAAGAAAAAGAAGGGAGUGAAAAAGAUUAGUAAUCCUCAACUGAGGAUAAUGAAUAAAAUAGUCCUAAUUGA